Messenger RNA from Oncorhynchus gorbuscha (pink salmon), 418 nucleotides. Its product is annotated as ubiquitin-conjugating enzyme E2 K-like. Gene Ontology annotation, molecular function: protein binding. The annotation marks the transcript as partial. The record is from RefSeq and is a predicted model, not a curated record. NCBI's taxonomy places the organism in Eukaryota, Metazoa, Chordata, Actinopteri, Salmoniformes, Salmonidae. The transcript has 2 exons.
UAUAAGCAGAACCCAGAGAUGUUCAAACAGACGGCCAGACUCUGGUCUCAUGUGUACGCCGGCGCCCCCUCCUCCAGUCCAGAGUACACCCGCAAAAUAGACAAACUCUGUGCCAUGGGCUUCGACAAAAAUGCAGUAAUAGUGGCGUUGUCGUCGAAAUCCUGGGACGUGGAGACUGCGACAGAGCUACUGCUCAGUAACUGAGUCUCAACAGCCCCCUGGUCCCAAACCACCCAUCACACCACCUCACCCGGCCCCCAUCUGACUCCUCUAUACACACCCUCUCCCUUCAGUCUCCCUCCACCUGAAGCCCUCCUCUGUUCCUCUGACCCCUUACCUCCACACCUGUUGGAUACCCCCUCUCAACCUCCUGGCACAUCUCCCCUUAGUCAUAAUCACCAUCGUCUCUGCUCUGUAC